Messenger RNA from Puccinia graminis f. sp. tritici CRL 75-36-700-3, 2213 nucleotides. RefSeq lists its product as uncharacterized. Lineage: Eukaryota; Fungi; Basidiomycota; Pucciniomycetes; Pucciniales; Pucciniaceae. Gene Ontology annotation, cellular component: cytoplasm; mitochondrion. Gene Ontology annotation, molecular function: ATP binding; ATP hydrolysis activity. Gene Ontology annotation, biological process: protein quality control for misfolded or incompletely synthesized proteins. The record is from RefSeq and is a predicted model, not a curated record. Bases 168 to 1877 code for a protein of 569 amino acids. The transcript is spliced from 8 exons.
UGAUGAGAAGCUUUUUGUGUGGCAACCGAUCAGUGGAGGCUGUGCUUCUGGCAACCAACUGGUUUUUGCAGUUCAUCAUCAUCAUCAAAAGCUGCCGGCGUUUGUGAAAUACAAAGUGGAAGUGUUUAAACAUCAGCACCCUCACAAAAAUCAUUUACCCGACAAAUAUGCAUCCAAGAACAAUCUCCCACCUCAUCAGACGGUCAACAAGAACCACCCAUCACCAUCAUCAUCAUCACUACUACUACCACUACUACUCAACCCAAUCACCAAAAACAACAACAACUAUCAACAACAACAACAACAACAACAACAACCCAAUCUCAAGACCACCAGCACAAGCCACUCAACCAUACCCAGAACAUCAUCAUCAGCACCAGACUAUCAAACCACCGACCAUCAACGGAGGUCCAAUCGAUCUCUACCAGGAAAGAAUCAAAGCCGGCCUACUCAACUAUGACCCAUUCCAAGUCUCAAUCCUCAACCAACUCCAAGAACUCUAUCAGACCCUAGCCGAUUAUCAUCCACAAUCAUCAUCAUCAUCAUCAUCAAACCAGCACCACCAAUCAUCUUCAUCAUCUAGCUGGUUUAGGAGUCUGUUCUCUCAAUCUACUCACUCGGAUAACUUCAACAAUGUCUCACUCGAGCCGACCUCUGAUCUACCAAGUGGGAUUUAUCUUUACGGCUCAGUAGGAACAGGAAAAUCAAUGCUGAUGGAUUCAUUCUACGAGUCCUUGAAGAACUUGCCUAACCAGGCCUCGCUGCCGGCCAAGAGGAUCCACUUCCAUCAGUUCAUGGUCGACAUCCACAAGCGGAACCACAAGCUACAGAGCGAGCUCCACAGGGACGGUCAGCUUGGUCAGGCUGAUGUCUUGAUCACUAUCGCCAGGGAAAUCGCACAGGAAUGUAAGGUGCUCUGUUUCGAUGAGUUUCAGGUCACCGAUAUCGUAGACGCCAUGAUCUUGAAACGUCUCUUGGAAGGCUUAUUACAUUAUGGAGUAGUGACGAUCAUGACUUCCAAUCGACAUCCAGAUGAGCUGUACAAGAACGGGAUCCAACGGGAGUCGUUCCUAGGAUGUAUCGAAUUAAUCAAACGACGGACGCGGGUGAUCGACCUGAAUUCGGGCACGGACUAUCGGAAGCAAUUAGGGAGCAGUGGGGGCGGUCUCUCGACGGUCUUCUUGAGUCCGAUCAGUGCCGAGAACCGGGCCGAGUUCGCCAAGCGCUUCGAUGCCCUCACCGAUCACGAGCCCAUCCUCGAGAACCGCCUCCUGCCCAUCUGGGGCACCCGCCAUAUUCCCGUCCCGCUCAGCACUUCCUCCGUCGCUUGGUUCGACUUCAAUCAGCUCUGCGCUUUCCCCCUGAGUGCCGCCGAUUACCUCCAAAUCGUCUCCAAAUUCAACGUCCUCUUCAUCAAUAACGUCCCCAAAUUAUCUAGCUCUCAACGCGACUUUGCUCGUCGAUUUAUCUUAUUCCUAGAUGCCGCAUACGAAAGCAAGACCAAACUGUUUACGCUAUCAGAAGUUCCCAUUGCGCAGAUCUUUUCGGGUGAGUCGAGUUCCUCAGAGGCGAUGACGGCGGAAAUGCGCGCGGCAAUGGACGAUCUGGGAUUGGAUUCGAAGACGAUCGGGGCCUCCUCACUGUUCUCUGGCGAGGAGGAGACCUUCGCAUGGGCCCGCGCGGUGUCCCGGCUUAACGAGAUGGGCUCCCUCCAAUGGUCCCUCUCCUCCAGCCCUUCCUCCUCCUCCUCCGAUCAAUCCACUCGUCCUAAACCGUUUGCUCAUCCUGGCCAUCCUCAUGCCCCGGCUCCUGUCGGCGCUUCCGAUCUCGUCUCGGUCGUCCAGGACGGCGAUGGCUCUGAACUCUUGACUCAUUAAUUCAUUCUGACUCUUCUCGUUUCCUUUUUUUAAAAAAAACUAAUCUUAAUCUUUCUGCAAGUUCCUCGGAGUGCUCUUUUCAUCUCACUUCUUCAAACUUAAUCAUUCGUCCUCUUGAGUCUCUCCAUGGCCACCAGUAGAAUCAGCUUAUUCACUACUGCUCACUCAUCACAUGCAGUGCUUUCCUCGUUGUACUUUUUAUGCUUUGCUUUUGCAUCCUGGUUCAAAUAUAAACAAACCAUCUCCACAGUACUUGUAUCUUUUUAUUUUCAUCUGAAUCUCUUUUUUUCCUUUUCCGGUGGAGGCAAUGGAAAGAAAACUUGUCAUGAACUUGGA